Molecule: messenger RNA, 3477 nt
Organism: Pyrus x bretschneideri (Chinese white pear)
Lineage: Eukaryota; Viridiplantae; Streptophyta; Magnoliopsida; Rosales; Rosaceae
Product: pentatricopeptide repeat-containing protein At1g18485
Biological process (GO): RNA modification
Molecular function (GO): zinc ion binding; RNA binding; protein binding
Source: RefSeq, a predicted model, not a curated record
UCGGCCCAAUGAGUAAAUAGUUCGACGGUGACACUAAAAUGGCCAAUUUCUUAUCCUCUCCGAACGAACAAGCAUCUCAACCAUGGCUUCUGUGGCAGUGGCACCACCACCACUCUCAUGCCAUUCUCGGCCCACACCUAAAGUCAAACACUUCCUCCGCCCAAUCUUCCCUCCAAAACCAAAACCACUUUCUUCUCUCUCCGCCGCGCAGACAACCGCCCACCACCAAACAGACUCUCUCACUUUCCUCCAAGACGUCAACAAUCUCUGUGACGCCGGAAACCUCUCGGAGGCUCUGACCCUUCUUCAAGCACACUCUCACGAUGCAAUUUCCAGUUCACAGCAAGGGAAAGACGCCAUGGGAGCCUUGUUACAGGCCUGCGGGCGCCGCAAGGACGUUGAAACCGGACGCAAAGUCCACAACUUGGUCUCCGCGUCGACCCUUUUCAGCAAUGACUUUGUUCUCAACACACGCAUCAUUACCAUGUAUGCAAUGUGCGGUUCUCCUUUGGAUUCCCGCUCAGUUUUCGACGGGCUGAAGAGGAAGAACUUGUUCCAGUGGAAUGCGCUUGUUAGUGGGUAUGCAAGAAACGAGCUUUUUGUUGAUGCCAUUGAUGUGUUUGUUGAGUUGAUCAGCGUUACGGAGUUUAAACCCGAUAAUUUUACUUUUCCCUGUGUUUUUAAGGCCUGUGGGGGGAUUUCAGACAUGGGUUUGGGACAGGUUGUUCAUGGGAUGGCUGAGAAGAUGGGAUUGAUUUCGGAUGUGUUUGUGGGCAAUGCGUUGAUUGCAAUGUAUGGGAAAUGCGGGUCGGUUGAGGAUGCAGCUAAAGUGUUCGAGAUAAUGCCUGAGAAGAAUUUGGUUUCUUGGAAUUCGAUGAUAUGCGGGUUCUCGGAGAAUGGAUUGGAUCAUGAGAGUUAUAGUUUGUUGGGGAAGAUUUUAGAGGGUGAUGAAGCUCUAGUACCGGAUGUUGCUACGUUGGUGACUGUAUUGCCUUUGUGUGCUGGGAACGGAGAAGUAAAUAUGGGGAUGAUGAUUCAUAGUUUGGCAGUGAAAUUGGGGCUGAACCAGGAAUUAAUGGUGAAUAAUGCGUUGGCGGACAUGUACUCAAAAUGUGGGUACUCAGUUGAAGCUCAAGUCUUGUUUGACAAGAAUGACACGAAAAAUGUGGUUUCUUGGAAUUCCGUCAUAGGAGGUUUUUCUAGAGAAGGGGAUGUAUGUGGCACGUUUGGUCUUUUGCGAAAAAUGCAGAUGGAAGGGGAGAAAGUGAAGGUGAAUGAGGUCACCAUACUGAAUGUGUUACCGGCUUGUUUGGAGGAGUCGGAACUUUUGAGCUUGAAAGAACUUCAUGCUUAUUCAUUCAGACAUGGGUUUAUAUAUGAUGAACUGGUAGCCAAUGCUUUUGUUGCAGCGUACACGAAAUGUGGGUCACUAAAUUCCGCUGAGCUGGUUUUUCAUGGUAUUGAGACGAAGACAGUGGGCUCCUGGAACGCAGUUAUUGGUGGCUGUGCCCAAAAUGGAGAUCCAUACAAAGCUUUAGAUUUGUACCUUCAAAUGAAAUAUUCAGGCUUGGAUCCUGACGAGUUUAGCAUCGGUAGCCUCCUUUUAGCUUGUGCCCACCUGAAACAUCUUCAACAUGGGAGAGAGAUUCAUGGAUUUGUGCUACGUAAUGGGUUAGAAGUGGAUUCAUUCAUUGGUAUUUCAUUACAGUCCCUUUACAUCCAUUGUGGUAAAUUAUCAUCUGCAAGAGUAUUAUUUGAUAGGACAGAAUCGAAAAUUAGAGUGUCUUGGAAUGCAAUGAUCGCCGGUUACACUCAGGUUGGACUUCCUGACAAAGCCCUUGAUCUCUUUCGCCAAAUGCUGUCUGAUGAAAUCCUACCUUGUGCAAUUGCAACAAUGAGCAUGUUUGGGGCUUGUUCACAACUGUCAGCUUUGCGUUCAGGAAAAGAGCUGCAUUGUUUCGCUUUGAAAGCUCGCCUCACAGAAGACCUUUUUGUUGGUUGCUCUCUCAUAGAUAUGUAUGCAAAAAGUGGCUGCAUCGAACAAUCUCAUAGAGUUUUUGACCGGUUAACCAAGAAGGAUGUGCCUUCAUGGAACGUUAUAAUUGCAGGAUACGGAAUUCAUGGACAUGGAAACAAGGCUUUAGAGCUCUUCAGAGAAAUGCUAAGUUUUGGCCAGAAGCCUGAUGGCUUUACGUUUAUCGGAAUUUUAACUGCAUGUAGCCAUGCUGGGUUGGUUAAGGAGGGGGUAGAAUAUUUCAACCAGAUGCAAAGCUUGUACAAAAUAGAGCCGAAACUAGAGCAUUAUGCAUGUGUGGUGGACAUGCUUGGCCGGGCUGGCCGGUUGGAGGAAGCUUUAAACCUCAUACAUGAGAUGCCGGAGGAGCCAGAUACUAGAAUGUGGAGCUCAUUGCUUAGUUCCUGUAGGAGUCAUAAUAAUUUGGACAUGGGGCAGAAAAUCGCUGAAAAAUUGUUAGACGUAGAGCCUGAAAAGGCGGAAAAUUACGUGCUGCUGUCUAACUUGUAUGCCGCAGCAGGUAAAUGGGAUAGUGUGAGACACGUGCGGCGAAAGAUGAAGGAGACUGGCCUUCAGAAAGAUGCCGGACGCAGCUGGAUUGAAGUCGGAGGGCAAGUUUACAGCUUUGUUGUUGGCGACACAUCUCUGCCAGAGUCCGGAGAGAUCAAAAUGUGGACAAGGUUAGAGGAAAAGAUAAGUGAAUUCGGAUACAAACCCGACACAGGCUGUGUGCUUCAUGAACUAGGAGAAGACGAGAAGGUUGAAAUACUACGGGGACAUAGCGAGAAGCUUGCGAUUUCAUUCGGUUUGUUGAAGACGAGUAGAAGUAGAACAACAUUGAGAGUCUGCAAAAAUCUGCGGAUUUGUGUGGAUUGCCAUAAUGCAGCUAAGCUGAUAUCGAAAGUUGUUGAAAGGGAGAUUAUUAUGAGAGAUAAUAAGCGCUUCCAUCAUUUCAAACAUGGCCUUUGUUCUUGUGGAGAUUAUUGGUAAAUCAGGAGUGAAACUGAUUUCCGAAUGCAUGAGAAAAAAAGAAGUCGGUGUAGCAGAGAUGGGAAUGUUUAGUUGAAUGUUUGGGGACACAAGAAAUGACAGGAUUAAGAGCGAGGGUAUCCGAGGUAAAGUGGGAGUCGUCAGAAUUGAAUAUAAGAUGAAAGAAAAUGGGUUAAGGUGGUUUGGAUAUGUGAACCAAAGGCCUAUAAAUGCUCAGGGCAAAAGGGAUAGAAGAAGACUUAGGAAGACUUGGAAAGAGGCUUUACGAAAAGACAUAAAGUACUUGGAGGACUCUGCGCAAAACUGAUGCGACUAGAAUGACUCAAAUUUUGGGUUAUAUUGAUUCUUGUGAAAAUCCUCAAAAUUCAUUGGAAAACGUGGGUUAUAACUCACAGUUGUAAAAAAAUGAAAUUUUUAGUUUUAGGAAACAUUUUGUGUAUGAGUUUACGAAAAUGUUGCAAGACCUUUGGACA